UUUCUUUGGAUUGUUUGAUUCAAAAUUUUAAAGUUUUAUUAAUUACACCGUUUAUUACAUUUAUUAUUAAAUAUUUUCGAUGAUAUUUUCUGUUUUAUCAAAAUGAACAUGUAAUAAAAUCUUUCUAUAUGAAUACAUUUUUAUUCUGAAUAGUCAACGUUUAUAUCUGGUGUCAUGAGCCCUAACAACCUUUGCAAUAUGUUCUGUCAUUUACAUGCGCAGAACGAGAAAAAAGUAAGGAUGUUAUAUGUUUUGCGUUAUGAUAAACAAUCAUAGGAAACAUCGAAAAAGGAAGUAGACUAAUAAAUAUUCCAAAGAACAAAAAAAAAAGAAAAACAAUAUUAGACAAUGACAUUACUGUUUUAUGUGACAUCGAAUAAUCUGAUUAAUUAAUUAUUAGAAAGAGAAAAAAGUUCAUCUUAUGUAAUCGCAAUUACAUAAUUAUAGAAUCUGAAAAAAAAAGAAACUUUUUAACAGUUUUGAUAUAGUACUUGCAUUAUAGAAAUUUAACAAUAAUUAAAAAAAAAAAUUUCUAAUUUUUUUAGGUGAACUUCAACCAAUAAAUUAUUUCUUUCAAACAAUACCAACAACACUUGAUGCUAAUGGUGAUUCAUAUGUUGAAUUAUUAGGUAUGAUAAGUAAUGAUCAAAUUAAUUAUAAACCAGCUUGUUUAACAUUUAAAAAUCGUACUGUAUAUAAUUUUGAAAUAUUAAUUAAUGUUGAUAAUCUUUUUCCAAGUUCAACACAAGCUACAGUUGAUCUUAAUAAUGAUCUUGUUGCAGAUUUAUUUUUAACAAUUAAACAUAAAAAUACACCAAAAUUUCGUGUUUAUGAAUUACCUAUAACAAAAAUGACAUUAAUUACAGAAUAUGAUCCACCACCCAAUAUUGCUAUUUAUCAUUUAUCAACAUUUGCUGAUAUAGAUGCUGAUGGUGAAUUAGAACAUAUUCUACCAGUUUGUAUGAAUAUCGAUUGUUCAGAUAGUCGAAUUUAUGUACGAGAUAAUAAUGAAUGGUAUCAAUUACCAAUUCAAUUCGGAAAUGAUUUAAGAUUUCCUUCGAAAAAUGAAUUUCCAUCACCAUUUGAUCAAAUACCUAUUAGUAUUAAAAUAGCUGAUUAUAAUCUUGAUGGUUAUCCAGAUAUGGUAGCUGUUAUGAAAGAAAGUUCAAAUGAUAGUACUGUUUCAAUUAUUCUUCAAAAUCGUGCAUGUAGUACUGAUAAUAAUUUACAUUGUACUUAUAAUCGAACAUUUAUACCUCAAGCUGAUGAAACAUCUGUUUUAGCAGCAAGAAAUACAACAGUUGCUGUAUUUUUUGAUGUUUUAGAAGAUGGUUAUCCAGAUUUACUUGUCUUAUUAGGAAAUUCAAAACAAAAUUUUAAAUUAAUUGGUUUUCAAAAUUCUCUUGUACAAGAUGUACAUUUUAUUAAAGUGAUGGUUCUUAGUACUUUUUCAUGUGAUACAUGUUCUCAUCAAAAUAAAUUGCCUUAUGGUAAUGAUCAACCAGGUCAAUCAAUUAAAAUGGAAACAAUUACUAUUUUAGAUGGAAUUAAAGAUUAUUGGAUUCAAUUAUCAGCUGUUCAAAUGUCUCAAUCAGGUCAAUUAACACUUGAAUUACCUUAUGUAAUAAUUGGUCUUGGUGCAACACCAAAUUUCGUUGAAAAACUUACUGUUGCCAUCCCACCAAAUACUCAAUCAAAUCAAUUAGUUCGAACAUAUACUCAAAUGAUUCCGAAUUCACAAAUAGUUGUUGUACCAUCACCAUUAAUGAAUCCAGAAAAAUGGCAUAGUAAACUUUUUUUAACACCUAGUCGAAUGAUUCUACAUACGGGUAUUGCAUUAAGUGUAACACUUGUUGUAUUAUCAGGUGUACUUGCUAUAUUACAAUAUCGAGAAAAAAUUGAAGAUGAUCGAGAACGAAAAGUGCAAUCACAACGAUUUCAUUAUGAUGCUCUAUGA
Molecule: messenger RNA, 1957 nt
Organism: Rotaria sp. Silwood1
Lineage: Eukaryota; Metazoa; Rotifera; Eurotatoria; Philodinida; Philodinidae
Source: the annotation of a GenBank genome assembly